Molecule: messenger RNA, 3074 nt
Organism: Bursaphelenchus xylophilus (pine wood nematode)
Lineage: Eukaryota; Metazoa; Nematoda; Chromadorea; Rhabditida; Aphelenchoididae
Source: the annotation of a GenBank genome assembly
AUGUUCCCGUCGACUACUAGCCCUACUCCACAAGCCCUUCUUCUCGAUCCUUUGAGCUUCGCUCAAUUGGCAGCCGCCGCUUCGGCUGUUCCAGUGGCAAGCAGCGCCCCGUCCAAAUCGCCCAGCAGUCUUCAGAACGCAAACCGCCGACGACCCAGCGGUUCUGCCCAAAAGCCUUACGCUCCAUCGACGACUUGUCAACGACGUCUUGUCGCGGCAGCCACCGCCUCAGGUAAUGGUCGCACCCAGCUUGCACUGAUCUUUGUUUGUCUGUCUUUGUUUAUUCUUCUCGUCUGGACUUAUCAACGGGCGCGGAGCGGGCUUGUCUGGCUAAGAGGUUCUUUCAUCUCGAUUUUAUUAUACUGUUGCAACUGUGUUUACAGCGAUCGUCACCGUUAUCAGUGCGCUCAGGGAUUGAUAAAAGUUUCUGCGUGUUUGAGAACGUGAUGCUCGUCGACGAAGAAUCUAGUUGUCGGGGCGUAUCCUUCCAUCUCUGAAGGAUUUCUCUUCUUCGCCCGGCGAUCUUGUUCUAGACAUUAUUAAUGCUGGAGGAAGAGGAACAGAGAAACGCUGUCGGUUUCAGCAACGUCCGUUUCCCCGCUCCUCUUAAUUGAAUGUCUUCCCUUUUAUGGGAACGCCGGCGUGCUGGGAAGGAGCUCCUAUUUUGAUAGUUGAUAAUAAUAGUUCGGUUUCAUUUGCUGAAAUGCGUCUUACAUCGAUUGUAAUCUUUACGACUUUUUACAUUAGAACAAAAUUUCCAAAGAAAGGAUUGCCGAUUUUUUCCUACCAAAGCGGGUAAUUUUAAACGCAAGCGAAAGUGAAGAAGGAUAAUGUCACUUUUGUCUGGGCGACACAAUCACACAAUAGCAGCCGUCUACGCACUUUUCUGAUCUCCCCGAAUGCGUCUGGGUGCGCUUGAUCUUGGCGGUCGGUUGCGCUCUGUUGAGGGCUGUUUCCCUUCCCUUUCUCUCAGCAACAGGUUUUCCGCGAUAUUUUUUCUCCGCUGCACCUGUGCUAUUCGUGUCGUCGUAUCUCGCACGCACCCAAAUCUGUCCUUUUUUCUCCUCUGAAUAAUCUACUCUUUUUCUACUAUAGGUGUGAAAUUAUUGAUUUUAUGUAAUCGUUACUUGCUAGCUUCUCUCGAUGUUUUCCGCUCGAGACAAAUUUUCUGAAAAUUGUGAUUUUUUAUAGAUAAUUCACACUUUUUUUAUAUUUGAUAUUUUUAUUAUAUUUGACAUCAACGUGAUGCGUCAGUCACGUUGUCAAAUUGCCGUAAUUUUUUUCAUGUCAAUUUGUUCUGUCAUUCCGAUUGUCAAGUUUAACUUUUUUUGGAUUUUCAAUUCCAAAAAAGCGCCGAUAUUUCCCCGACAGACUGAUAUCUGAUAAUCUUGUUAACACUGACGUGGUUACAUUACGGAAUUUUAAAAUGAUUCUUUUUCAAACUCCUCGAUUUUAGGUUUGUACUCGAGAUAUUUGAAGAUCAAAGUGUAAACUUGGUUUCUCCAAUAAUUAUUUUAAUUUCAGGGGUAAUGGAAUUGCGGGUUGGAGGAUGCUUUCGACUUGGCCGCAAGAUUGGAAGUGGAUCAUUCGGUGACAUUUAUCUUGGUGAAAAUAUUGUUACACAUGAAGAAGUCGCCAUCAAACUCGAGUGCAUGAAAACAAAACACCCACAGCUCCACAUUGAAGCAAAGUUAUAUAAAUUUAUGCAUGGCGGAGUUGGAAUACCUGUCGUUAAAUGGUGUGGAUACGAAGGAGAUUACAAUGUAAUGGUUAUGGAGCUUCUUGGGCCAUCGUUAGAAGAUCUUUUCAACUUUUGUUCCCGACGGUUUACCCUUAAAACGGUAUUGCUUCUUGCAGAUCAAAUGGUAGGUCGAUUUAGGCCUGGUGCACGUGGAUUCGCAAUCUCGCAAGUUUCUUUACUGUAAAGUUUCAGCUUUCGAGGAUCGAAUACAUUCACAAUAAAGAUUUUAUCCACCGCGAUGUAAAACCGGACAAUUUUUUGAUGGGUCUCGGCAAACGGGGCAACCUUGUAUAUGUAAGUUUUCUUAAGUUCGUUCUACUUCUGGUUUAGAUAAUUGAUUUUGGGUUGGCGAAACGAUUCCGCGAUCAACGAUCUCGCACUCAUAUCCCAUAUAGGGAUCAUAAAAAUCUCACGGGUACUGCGCGAUAUGCUUCUGUAAAUACUCAUCGAGGUAUCGAGCAAUCGAGAAGAGACGAUCUGGAGUCCUUGGGGUAUGUGCUCAUGUAUUUCAACCGGGGAAGUCUCCCUUGGCAAGGCUUGAAAGCGGCUACAAAAAGGCAGAAAUACGAGAAAAUUGCUGAGAAAAAGAUGAGCACCUCCGUCGAGGAAUUAUGUCGGACUUUUCCCAGUGAGUUUACCUAUUUUUUGGCGACUUUUUACUUUUCUACAAGUCGUUCUUCUUGUUUAGGUGCCUUUGUCGAAUACAUUGAAUACUGCAAAAGUCUCAAAUUCGAAGAACAACCAGACUACGAGAAAUUACGGAAGAUCUUCCGAGAAUUGUUUCGCCAACGGGGUUACGAGAUGGACUACGUCUUCGAUUGGAAUAUGAACUUACCGUAUGUUGGUCUUAAUAUUUGACAGCUUCUCAAUUUCUUAACAAUUCAUUUGAUAUUAUUUGUAAGGGAAUGGAUUCGUCUUAACAUUAUUAUAGUCGUAUCUAGUCAUUUGUUUGAAACUUAUAAAUUAAUUUAUUUUUGGUAUCGGUGUCUUUUUUUCCAGCCAGACAUGGACGUCUUGUCUGGAGAAGUCUGUUAAGUCAAAAAGCCCUUCCUACACUUCCGAGGUUUAUAAGUAUUCACAUCUCAACGUCUUGAAGUCACCUGAUUUCCGUCACGUCAGUCUGCGCACGGUCCAUUGAUCCUACUAUUAUUUUAAUGAGAGGUUUAGAAAUUCCAAUCGUGGUGCUCACAACGGAAGCGCGAUAACUAAUGGUCAUGCGCGACAACAGGCGCCGGUCAUUCCCACGGGGCAUCAAAACGUGCCCGGAGGGCUAAUGUUCCAACCUCAGCCGGUGUCGUUGCCCAGUGCGGCGUUCAACAUGAUGCGAAAGUAA